AGCACCAUUUAUUAAUUGUAACUGCAAGAGUUCCUAACGGUGUCACAUCCGGUUGAAAUAUUCCAUAUAUUUCUUUGCAAACUCAAAUAAAAAAUAUUUUUUUUUGUACUAAAAAUGGCUUCACGUGUAAUCUCUUUGGCUUCCAUUGCCCUGUUCGCUGUCUUGGCGAUCGGCGUCGUCAAUUGCGCUGUCGUCAAGGAUGUUAGUGGUAGCGGUAUAAUGCGUGAAGAUUUGCGCGAUAUAACGGUUGUUGAGGAUAUCAGUGAAUUCAAGAAGAAUCAUCCAGGUUUGACGUUGUUGCCGCUGAAGAGAGACAGCGGCAAGGGGAGAACGCAAACUGUGCGCUACACGCUGAAUGCGCGUGUAUCAGGUGAUCGCUUGGUCGCCCAGGCUGCCGAUGCUUUCAAUUAUGAUGCAGAGAAGGAUGUGACCAUCCAGUUGACUUAUCCCCAAGCGGGCGCCGGCAGUAUUAUCACUUAUGUGGAAAUUGUUUGCCAACAGGAUAGCAAUGAUGGUAACGCCUAUGUUGUUGCUGGCGGUAUUGGUCAACGUUUCAUUUCCAUUGUUUUGGAGGCCUCUCAGACCUUGAGCUUCUCCUACAACGCCCAAUACUAUGGCACCGAUUGAAAAUAGUUGCGAAUGCUUUGUAAAAUUAAAAAAUAGUCAAGUAACUGUUUCUGUGCAUUAAACAUUAUAUACAUACUACAUACAUAUGUACAAAAAGUAAA
This is a messenger RNA of Ceratitis capitata (Mediterranean fruit fly), 728 nucleotides long. RefSeq lists its product as hypothetical. Lineage: Eukaryota; Metazoa; Arthropoda; Insecta; Diptera; Tephritidae. The transcript has 2 exons. The record is from RefSeq and is a predicted model, not a curated record. The coding region runs from base 115 to 627 and encodes 170 amino acids.